Molecule: messenger RNA, 939 nt
Organism: Aspergillus saccharolyticus JOP 1030-1
Lineage: Eukaryota; Fungi; Ascomycota; Eurotiomycetes; Eurotiales; Aspergillaceae
Product: 60S ribosomal protein uL10
Exons: 3
Coding region: 1-939 (312 amino acids)
Biological process (GO): ribosome biogenesis; ribosomal large subunit assembly; cytoplasmic translation
Cellular component (GO): cytosolic large ribosomal subunit
Molecular function (GO): large ribosomal subunit rRNA binding; structural constituent of ribosome
Source: RefSeq, a predicted model, not a curated record
AUGGGGGGCAAGUCUGCUAGCAAGGCCGCUUACUUCGAGAAGCUCAAGGCCCUUCUCGAUGAGUACAAGACGGUCUUCAUUGUCGGUGUCGACAAUGUCAGCUCCCAGCAGAUGCACGAGAUCCGUGUCUCUCUGCGUGGUGAGGGUGUCGUCCUGAUGGGUAAGAACACCAUGGUCCGCCGUGCCAUCAAGGGCUUCGUCAACGACAACCCCGAGUACGAGCGUCUGCUUCCCUUCGUCAAGGGCAACGUUGGUUUCAUCUUCACCAGCGGUGACCUCAAGGCCACCAAGGAGAAGAUCCUUGCCAACCGUGUUGCUGCUCCCGCUCGUGCCGGUGCUGUCGCUCCCGGUGAUGUCUGGAUUCCCGCUGGUAACACCGGUAUGGAACCCGGUAAGACCUCUUUCUUCCAGGCUCUCGGUGUCCCCACCAAGAUUGCUCGUGGUACCAUUGAAAUCACCACCGACCUGAAGCUUGUUGAGGCUGGUGCCAAGGUCGGCCCCUCUGAGGCCACCUUGUUGAACAUGCUCAACAUCUCUCCCUUCACCUACGGUAUGACCAUCGCUCAGGUCUACGACCAGGGUCAGACCUUCGGUUCCGAGGUUCUCGACAUCGAGGAGUCCCAGCUUCUCGAUGCCUUCAGCGCUGCCAUCAAGACCAUCACCAGCAUCUCUUUGGCCGCUAACUUCCCCACCCUUCCCUCUGUCAUCCACUCCGUGGUCAACAGCUACAAGAAGGUUCUCGCUGUUGCCAUCGAGACUGAGAUCUCCUGGCCCGAGAUUGAGGAGCUCAAGGACCGUAUCGCCAACCCCGAUGCUUACGCUUCCGCCGCUCCCGCCGCCGCCGCCGCCCCUGCUGGUGGUGACGCCCCCGCUGCCGAGGCUCCCGCCGAGGAGGCUGAGGAGUCCGAUGAGGACAUGGGCUUCGGUCUCUUCGACUAA